GUCGUCGUCGUCGUCGUAAACAUGGCAUUCGUUUCGCCAACCACUUGUGCGAUUCAAACUGUGUGCGUGGCAAAGUUAUUUCAGGCAUUCAUUUCAUUUGUAAACAUCUAUGCGUCAUACCGAUACAUUCACAAACACAGCUUCGCUACUGGUGUUUGUGUUGAAAAGAACCGUUUGUGCAAUAGCCAAAACAAGCGAUUAUGUGAGCAUUUGCUGAGUGAAGUGACACAAGUAUAUACGGUACCAAAUCACAUCAGCAACAAAGCGAACAUUGUUUCUCUUCUCUGCGAACGAAAUCACAGCACGUGUUUAUUUAGAGCCGAUUCGACGCUCAUUUAGUGUUUUGACAUUCAGUGAAUCAGUUGUGAAACAAAAGUAACGAUUGUCAAAUGCGACGCAUAUUUACAAGUCAAACGAGUGAUAUGUGAAUUGUUUAAAAUGUGCAGUGAAGACGAAAAUUUCUCGGAAUCGGCGGGCGAUAAUUCCGAAGACGAUUUGAUUACAUUGGGCGAGCUCACGGAAUAUGAAAGCACGGUGUGGCGAUUUCCAGACAUAAGACGUUGUCCCGUUCGAUCGUGCGGUAUGCAUUUUGAAACACGAGCAAAGACCAUUGAACAUUAUCGUAAGACUCAUGCAAAGCACGCUGUUUUGUGUCGCAUUUGUGAUUAUCCACUGAUGUUGUUAACAGCCGCACAUCAUUUGGUUGGACAUUAUGCUCGCAAGCAUCCAAAAGAUACUCCACCAGUGAAAGUGAAAACGACACGGCAUGAGUGUUUAGAGUGCCACUCCACUUUCAAAAACUAUGUCUACUUGAACAAUCACAUGAAUAAAAUUCAUCGGCGACAAUCAAAGAAGGGAAAAUCUUCCGCGUGGCGUAAACCAAAAAAAGGUCAAGCAAAGAGACGAAAAGUGACAAAAGUGGACAAUAACCUGUUCACAUCAAAAUCAUCCGUUAAGAGUGACAAAACAACAGAAUCUUGGGAAGAUAUUGAAUCGGACAUAUCAACCUCGGUUGAUGCCACAUCGGACACCGCCAAUGACUCUCAAGACGUGUCGGAUCCAUCGACUCAGGCAACAACGAAUUCCAUCCGACAAUUGGUUAAGCGUAAGGCACGCUCGUUCAAUCCACAAAACAAAUUGCGAUCAUGUACGAUCUGUGGCAGAUUCCUAAAAAACUAUUUGCUUGCCAACAAUCAUUAUCGAAAAGCCCAUGGUCGAACGGUGUCGAUGUGCUCGUUUUGUGGAAAGUAUUUUGACAAAUCAACAGCGCUCAUUCAGCACAUGAAGAAAUUUCAUCAGUUUCGAUACGAAAUCGCCGCAAAACUGAACAAUUUUCGGGGUUUCAAACCUUUGGUGAAACCAACCAAGUUGAGAAAAAGUGACGCAAACAAGAAAGGCCAGAACGAUGUAAAACAAAAGCGAGGAACAAUGUCAAAAGACGCACCAAAACAUAAAAGGACGCUGGAAAAAGGUGCCUUCUCCCCAAAAACGUACGAAUCGAAUUUGACCAAACAAAUUGAUGGGCCAAUGGAGGUUCCAUUCGAAAAUGGCGAAGCAAACGAUGAUGAUAUCAGUCAGGACGAGGUUAUUACUUUGGGUGAAAUGACAGAAUAUCCGACAAUGCGAUGGCAUUUCCCUGACACGACCGCUUGUCCGCGAACAAAUUGCAAGCAAAAAUUCAAUACUCGUAACGAAGCCUUCAAACACUACCGUGAUCAACACUCCAUUUGGGACGUGCAGUGCAAAGAGUGUAAUAUUUUGGUGUCAUUGUCUGGAGCUCACAAUCUCAUAAACCACUACAAACGUUCACAUCCAAACGUUGAUCUACCGGCCAAAGCCUUUGAGAAUAAGACUACGUGCCAUGUGUGCCAGAAGGUGUUGUCAUUCCAACAGAUGCGUGUGCAUUUGUUUACACGGCACAAUCAAGAUGCACCGAGUAUACCAUCCAAAAUGGUAAAGAGCGAUCGAAUUCUAAAGCGCAAAUCGCUGAAUUUGAAACGAAUGGAUUCUGAAACAAAACAAGCGAAAAGUUCUGCAAGAUCAUUGCUUAGAAGCAAAUCGGUUUGCCAUCCAGGCUAUUCAGCAUCAUUCACUACCGCGAAGAAAAAUGCUCAAGACGAUGAAAAUGACGAAGUGCCAGUGUCAAAAGGUGUUCCAAUUGAACGAACACGAGCAAAUGUUCUUGAUGCGUCUCACGUGCAAUCGACACAUGAUCCCCCACAAACAGAGCAGACCUCACAUAUCAACCCACAGUCCAGUUCGAAUGAUCAACGCAAAUCACAACGCUGUGUAUCCACUUCUGAAUUGUCGCCAAAACAAAAGACUCGCUCGACGGGCGUUCGAAGCAAAGGUUGCACGAUUUGCGGUAUGGUUCUUUCGACUUAUGUGAUAGCCUGUGAACAUUACCAUCGGCUCCAUGGUCGAAAUGUUAUGAUGUGCCCGUAUUGUGGACAAUAUUUUGUGCAAGGACAUUUGCUCACCAAACAUGUGAUGGCAGUGCAUUCUGAAGACAGUGCCUAUGCGGUAAUGGCAAAAAAGGCAGACGAUCAUAUCACAACGAAAGAAGGAGGAAAAGGAGCAGUAGAAGAAUCUCAGAACGAUAUUGAUGUACCUGAUGCCCAGACACACAACGCUGAAACGCACGAUACCCACUCACAUGACACUGAGGCACCUGUUUUUGAUGCUAUUCCACCGAUGCAACCAGUAGAACUGGGUACGGCAGCAGAGAAACAGGAAUGUGCUCAAGACAUGCAACCAAAUGAUGAGCCCUUAAAUUUAACCGUUCAGAAGGACUCGGACUUUGGUGUAAUUGACCUAGCCAGCGGUGCAUUAGAUUUAAGUCGAAAGAAAUAACCAGAUUAGUUUCUCAGCGUUCAAAUCAUUUUGCGGAAUAGCUUAUUGAAAAAUCAAGUUCAUAUUCAGAUGAAAACAAAAGAAAUGAUCGGAAAAAAAGUAAAAAUAAUGCAAAGAGAUAAUGAAAAAUGAACAAAAGAAAACAACAAACAACAAAAAACCCGUUUUCUUGCCGGAAAGAAAAAUAAAAAAAUCAAAAUCAGUAUUGAAAGUCAUAAAAUUAAAAACUUCUUGAGAAAAAAAUGGUAGAAUAAAUAUGUCAAGAAUAGAUUUUCUCAAAUUUUGUAAAUGCAAUUUGCAUAAAAUUCAAAAACCGUGUGAUGAUAGCUGGCAAAAGUCAAGCAAUAUUAAUAUUUUCACAACAAAGUCAUAUUCAAAGUCAAUGAACAGCCAGCAAUUAUACAGAAAAAAGAUUCAAUAGCAAUGAUAAAGUGUACGACGCAAUAAAUAAAAUUCCCAUUUUUUUCUAUUCAA
Molecule: messenger RNA, 3327 nt
Organism: Sitodiplosis mosellana (orange wheat blossom midge)
Lineage: Eukaryota; Metazoa; Arthropoda; Insecta; Diptera; Cecidomyiidae
Exons: 13
Coding region: 439-2853 (804 amino acids)
Biological process (GO): regulation of transcription by RNA polymerase II
Cellular component (GO): chromosome
Molecular function (GO): RNA polymerase II cis-regulatory region sequence-specific DNA binding; chromatin insulator sequence binding; DNA-binding transcription factor activity, RNA polymerase II-specific
Source: RefSeq, a predicted model, not a curated record